AUGGCUAUUCAACAAGAAGUAUUGAGUGCUGAGGUUAUGAAUUUUGUGAUCCCGAUUUAUUUUGUUGAGCACUUGGCUUUAGCUGCAGUCUUCUUUGCUUUGAGAUCUGUUCACAUUUUCGAUUCAGAUGGUGGUGACAUUGGUGGAGAUGGUGGAUGUGAAGGUGGAGAUGGAGGAAGGAUGAUAGUAGUGGAGAGAAAUAAUGGAGGUGGAGAUGAAGGUGGUGGUUAUGGAAGGGGCGGGCGGUAUAGAGUUGAUGGUGGUUAUGGAGGAGGCGACGACAGAGGUGGUGGCAGUGGCGGAUAUGGAGGCGGGGUUGGUGAAGAUGAAGGUGGGGUUGUUUAA
This is a messenger RNA of Daucus carota subsp. sativus, 345 nucleotides long. RefSeq names its product glycine-rich protein 2-like. NCBI's taxonomy places the organism in Eukaryota, Viridiplantae, Streptophyta, Magnoliopsida, Apiales, Apiaceae. The record is from RefSeq and is a predicted model, not a curated record. Bases 1 to 345 code for a protein of 114 amino acids. The transcript has 3 exons.